Molecule: messenger RNA, 4112 nt
Organism: Plectropomus leopardus (leopard coralgrouper)
Lineage: Eukaryota; Metazoa; Chordata; Actinopteri; Perciformes; Serranidae
Source: RefSeq, a predicted model, not a curated record
AGAGACAUCAGAGCAGAGCGCGCGCGGCUCCACGCAGGUUUGAGGAGGUGUUUCAUCAGUUCAGCCGGUGGUUUGCAGUCCGGACGCCACUUCACAAUUAACACCGUGUGUUUUUUCUGUUGAACAGGAACUGUGAGGGGAAUUUUUGUGGCUCUACAAUUGGUCUCAAGGGAAAUUUAAAAGCAGUUUCCUCUGGACUACUGAGGGAGCAGCUUGUUAGACACCAGGCCAACACAGUGCUUUGUACUUUGAGAUGAGAGACAACCUGUCCUGAAGGUCCUCUCACUCCAUGCAACGCUAUCCUUAUCCCAUUGUACCAAUGGACCCUCAGGUGUGUCCGCCACCUCUAAGCAGCAGCCAAUCAGUGAUCAGCGGUCUCGACAAAUCCCCAGCUAGCACAUUCAAACCUGGCCACUCACGGAGCAGCAGUACCGGCUCCUCCAAACAUUCAAAACAGUCUCGUAACUGGGAGGUGAUGGAUGACUUGCAGCAGCUGGACAUGUAUUCGGUUCCGGGCUCCACUCUGGACCUCAGUAUCCCUGGGAUCUGUGAGGGCUACUUGAUGAAGAAGAGGAAGUACCCGCUCAAAGGCUGGCACAAGAGAUACUUCCUGUUGGAGAAAGGAAUUCUGAAGUACUCAAAGACGCAACAAGAUAUUCAGAGAGGGAAGCUCCAUGGCUCCCUGGACGUCAGCUUGGCUGUAAUGUCCAUCAACAAGAAGUCCAAAGGCAUAGACCUGGAUGCUGGAGACAACCUUUACCACCUCAAGGCAAAGAGCCAUGACAUCUUCUACAUAUGGUUGACCAAGCUGUGUGCCCACCGUGUAUUUAGGAAAAAUGAGGCAAUGAGUGUCCAUCAUGGUGUUCUUCACGCUCUCUCCAUGGGCCCGAGCACCAUGCCAGCCAUGGCCACUCUCGCCCAGACCAACAGAGCUAUGCCUGCUCACUAUGCAAGCUCAGCUUCAGUGUACCACCCAGAGAUGGGAAGCCCCGCCCCUGCCUUCAGCACCAACCCAGCAGUGACGAGCAAGGUGUCAGCCUGGCUGCAGCAGACCCACGACAUCGAUGCAACCUCCAAUGAGCUGGUACGUUGUCAGACGGAGCUGACAGAACUUGCGCAGCUCAUCCAGCGCCUCAAUUGGCUGGAAGGUGGCCUGCCAAUCACAAACACAGACCUGGAGAUGCGAAUCAGCAUGCAGAAUCUCUCCCUGGAGAAACCCAAGAGGAGGGUGGGGAAAGGGUUUGGUCACUCCAGGACUUUGUCCCGUGUUGAAGCCAUGGGGGGGGUGUUCACUUCCAGUCACCUGAGUGGCAACUGCAAUUCAUCAGCGUCUGUUCAGUCCAUCCCGGACUACGUCUACUCUCAGCUGUCCAACCCUCAGGUCACCUCACCUGAAGCUAAGAAGCUUCACCAGGACAUUUGCGCUGCUUCUCAGAGGGUUCACGCUUCUCUCAAGUCCAUUCAUGAGGUUUUGACCUUGGAGAGAGAGAGACUGAGGCAGGCCUGGACCAGCCCAGACCUGAGGCACAACACCUCACAGCAGCUCGCUUCACUCUGCAGUACACUGUCUGAGCUUGACAUACAGUCACGUCUGACCAAAGUCCACUCGCUUUCCCUGUCCUCUGACUCUUCUGAAGAAUCCUUCUGCACCGUCCGUCCUGACCAGAGGACACCAUCUAUGGGUCGUCACAGCCACCGCGCACCCUCAGUGGCAGAUUCCAUGGCAGAGUAUUUUGAUGCCAGUGAGGUGAUUGUGUGCGAGAGCUCAUCAGAGGCUGAGGCAUCGGAUGAGUCAGGCCUCAGUGACAUCACCACCACCAGCAACUCAGAGCCCGAGGAGGGACACACCACUGCGACCCUCAAUUACCGGGCCAGUCUGAACAACGCUCCUGACAGACCCAGCCCUGUGCCCGCAAAUACUGGUCGUCGCACUACCCUCCCCGCCCCAGGAACAGACAACAGCCACAUUGGCAUCAUGACCAUCCUGUACAACAACAUCGGUAAGGACCUGUCCAGAGUCUCCAUGCCAGUCGCUCUCAAUGAGCCAGUGUGUUUGCUGCAGAGACUCAGUGAAGAGCUGGAGUACUCUGAGCUGCUGGACAUCGCAAACCACAUUGAUGAUCCAUUUGAGAGAAUGGUUUACGUGGCAGUGUUCUCCAUCUCUGGAUAUGCCUGGGCAUCUUGGAGGUAUCGCUACAAACCCUUCAACCCUGUUCUGGGAGAAACAUACGAGAAUCACAGAGAGGAGCGAGGCUUCCAUUACGUCAGUGAGCAGGUCAGCCAUCACCCACCCAUCUCUGCCUGCCAUGCAGAGUCCGAAAACUUCACUUUCUGGCAAGAUCAGAGAUGGAAGAACAAGUUUUGGGGGAAGUCGGUGGAGAUUAUCUCCUCUGGAAUGGUCAAUGUCAUGCUGCCCAAGUACGGGGAUCAUUACGAAUGGAACAAGGCAGUGACAUGUAUCCACAACGUGCUGAGUCAGGACCGCUGGUUGGAGCACUAUGGUGAGGUGGUCAUCAAAAACACAAAGAAUGAUGCCUGCACCUGCAAGAUCACCUUUGUCAAGUCUCGCUACUGGAGCUCAGACAACAGUAAGAACGAGGUGCAGGGUGUGGUUCUGGACCAGGCUGGAGAGGUGGUUCAUCGUUUCGGAGGCCUCUGGCACGAGGGCAUUUUCUGUGAUACCUUGUCCACACCAAAGUGUAUCUGGAAGCCCAAUGUGCAGCCUGAUGACCACGCUCAGUUCUACGGCUUCUCCAGUUAUGCCAGAGAGCUAAACGAGCUGACGCCUGAGCUGCAGGCAGUCCUUCCACCUACAGAUACACGCUUCAGACCAGACCAGAGGCUCCUGGAAGAGGGGAAGGUAGCAGAAGCAGAUAAAAGGAAGGAUGAGGUGGAGGAGAAGCAAAGGGAGAGAAGAAAGGAGAUGGCCAAGAGAGGGGAGGAGCACAUCCCAAGGUUCUUCAGGAAAUCUGUGGAUGAGGCGGGCAGAGAGGUGUGGCUGAGCAAUGGCACCUACUGGAAGCUCCGCAAAGACCCAGGCUUCGCCAACACUGAGAACCUGGACCUGUGGUAGAACACAGCACCAAGCUCUGCACUGAGGAGUGAAACCAGCAAGGUGCUAAACACUUAGUAUAUCAUAAAGGGAAAUAAUACACCCCUCAGUUAGUAAAAAUGAUGAAUUGUUCCCAUGUUAGUCCAAUAACCUGUGCAUAGAUAUACUGUAGUAACUCGCCAAAGGAGAUCUAGUUUACUGCUUUCAUUACUGCGAGCAUGUCGAGGAGCGUUUGAAGGCACACAUGAACCUCUUACUGGUUUUUUUGUGCCAUGCAGAGGUGAGGUGCCACUAUGGAACAAAUGAAGACUGAAUCUGAUGAAGCCGGAUGUCCUUUCAGCCUUCGGCCUACCUCUGAACCGUGACAGAGACCUUAAAUAUAAUCAAUCAUGAUUCAAAAGCAAAUCUGAACUUGAAAUCCACUUUUUUAAACUCUUUAUCGCAGCCCUUGAGAAGAGUUUUUCAGGACUGAGGGCUCUCUGUAUGUAGUGUUUUGUAUCAUAUUGGCGGGAUAAAUGUUAUAUAAUCUGUUAUACUUUUGUUAGUUUUAACAUGUCGAUAUUAAUAUUUUUAGUAACUUUUUAUGACAGUUAUGAUAAGUUCAGAAGCUUGCUUCCUGCAGAGGGAUCCAGAACACACAGAGGGCUACUCUAGUCCUUGUGGGGUGUAUUACAGGUGAACUGGUGCUGUCCUGCUUUCUUUCUCAGUGGGUCUUACUGUAUAAACUUGUGUUCAUUUGUAAAGCUGGUGGUAUUUUGUUUUCUUUCUUUUGUUAGUCUUGACACAUUGGUGGUAAAUAGUUUUUCUAAAGUAUCCUUUUGCUGUCAUGUAAGCGUAACCUUCUCCAACUCUCGCCGGUAUGAUUUGUUGAUGCUUAAAAUGAGCUGACAGGCGAGGAUUGUGCCUCCUGGACCUUUACUCUAUCAGUUGAUGCAAUGAAGUAUUUUUAUUGAUGUUUCAACAAUGGAUUUUAAUAAGGAAAAGAGACAACUGUUAAAACCCUGUGAAAUGUUUUUUUUUUCUUAAUGGUUUUGUUUCAAAUAAAAGGUUCUAUAAUCAA